Molecule: messenger RNA, 726 nt
Organism: Metarhizium album ARSEF 1941
Lineage: Eukaryota; Fungi; Ascomycota; Sordariomycetes; Hypocreales; Clavicipitaceae
Product: Outer membrane protein, beta-barrel
Exons: 5
Coding region: 1-726 (241 amino acids)
Source: RefSeq, a predicted model, not a curated record
AUGGUCCCAACCGAGUUCGCGCCAUCUGCGCUUCGCCCGCCGCCGCAUAUGAACAGCUCUCACCCAGAUGGUAGAAUGAACGAGGUCCACUCUGUCGACUGGGAUACUAACAUGACGGCUCCAUGUCUUAUGCCCGAGAUCAAAGUACGCGCUGGCCCUCAGCCGACACGGCAGUCCAUGAUGCAUCCGCAGCCGGUUCAAAUCAGGGAUGACAUGUCCGACUCUGGAAGCAGCAAUAUUAGCAGACCAGGUCUUUCGUUCCCCAUGCCGGCUCUGGAAUUCGACUUCCGCAUCGCUGUAGCUUUGAAUCCAGAGCCGUCGAAGGUGGAAAACAAGGUCAAGAAAGAAAUCACCACCGUCGCUGCCGGGCAGUGGUCUGGCUCGUUUGCUGGGCUGGCUGGCGGCUAUGAUCUGGGUCAAGCCAGAGGCUUUAGACCUAUCCGCAUUGUCGAAGGCGCCUUUGUCAUGCAAACGACCGAUCAGCCACCCGCCAUUCUCGAGAUGCGAACCCGAGGCUCACUCUCGGGACCCUGCGACAUCUUGGACUCGCUUCUUGGGCCCGGCCAGUCCAAGGAUAUUGAUCCUCGCCAAUACGGUUUUCGCAUGUUUGCCACAGUCAAGACGCCCGACAAGCGUUAUGCAGAGAUUGUCAACUGUGGCUUGUGGGUAGCCAGCGGUAUGUGGUCUGGUGAGGAGCUCAUCAUCGACGCCUACAGAGUGACUUGA